AUGAGAGUCCCACUAAUAAAUAUCUCGAGAUUCUUUGUCAUCCUUCUUUCUCUCAGUGGUUCUUUAGCCGCUACAGAAGUAGAAACAGUGAAUCAAAACUUUAGUAGGUAUGAAACUGAUAAUUAUGGUUACACACCUCCGUCACCAACUUAUGGAGCUCCACCCAGCCAACCAACACCACCAAUUUACAGUCCUCCCAUCAACCCACCACCGGUGCAAAAACCUCCAACACCAACAUACAGUCCCCCAGUUAUACCACCACCAGUGCAAAAACCUCCGACACCAACAUACAGUCCUCCAGUUGUGCCACCUCCAAUACAAAAGCCACCAACACCGACAUACAGUCCUCCAGUAAAGCCACCUCCCAUUCAGAAACCACCGACACCAAUUUAUAGUCCACCCGUUAAACCACCACCUGUGCAAAAGCCUCCGACGCCAACUUAUAGUCCACCAGUUAAACCUCCUCCGGUAAAGCCUCCAACACCUACUUAUAGUCCUCCAAUAAAACCACCACCAGUACAGCAACCUCCGACACCAACCUAUAGUCCACCUGUAAAACCACCUCCAGUAAAACCUCCAACACCAACUUACAGUCCACCUGUUAAACCACCACCUGUGCAAAAGCCUCCGACACCAACCUAUAGUCCACCAAUUAAAUCACCACCAGUGCAGAAGCCUCCAACACCAACUUACAGUCCACCAGUUAAACCUCCUCCGGUGAAGCCUCCAACACCUACUUAUAGUCCUCCGAUAAAACCACCACCAGUACAACAACCUCCGACACCAACCUAUAGUCCACCUGUAAAACCACCUCCAGUAAAACCUCCAACACCAACUUACAGUCCACCUGUUAAACCACCACCUGUGCAAAAGCCUCCGACACCAACCUAUAGUCCACCAAUUAAACCACCACCAGUACAGAAGCCUCCAACACCAACUUACAGUCCACCAGUUAAACCUCCUCCGGUGAAGCCUCCAACACCUACUUAUAGUCCUCCGAUAAAACCACCACCAGUACAACAACCUCCGACGCCAACCUAUAGUCCUCCUAUAAAACCACCUCCAGUGAAACCUCCAACACCAACUUACAGUCCGCCUGUUAAACCACCACCUGUGCAAAAGCCUCCGACGCCAACCUAUAGUCCACCAGUUAAACCACCCCCCGUGCAAAAGCCUCCAACACCAACAUAUAGUCCUCCUAUCAAACCACCACCCGUCCAAAAACCUCCAACACCUACAUAUAUAAAACCACCACCAGUGCAACAACCUCCAACACCGACCUAUAGUCCACCAGUAAAACCACCACCAGUGAAGCCUCCAACACCUACUUAUAGUCCUCCCGUAAAGCCACCACCAGUGCAACAACCUCCAACACCAAGUUAUAGUCCUCCUGUAAAACCACCACCAGUGAAACCUCCUACACCUACUUAUAGCCCUCCUGUAAAACCACCACCAGUGCAACAACCUCCAACACCAAGUUAUAGUCCUCCUGUAAAACCACCACCAGUGCAAAAGCCUCCGACACCCACUUAUAGUCCACCUGUUAAACCACCACCGGUGCAAAAGCCUCCAACACCAACUUAUAGUCCUCCCGUAAAGCCACCACCAGUGCAACAACCUCCAACACCAAGUUAUAGUCCUCCAGUAAAGCCACCACCAGUGCAGAAGCCUCCAACACCAACAUAUAGUCCACCUAUUACACCUCCCCCGGUGAAGCCUCCAACACCAAUUUAUAGCCCUCCUAUAAAACCACCACCAGUGCAACAACCUCCAACACCAACUUAUAGUCCACCAGUUAAACCACCUCCAGUGAAGCCUCCGACACCAACUUACAGUCCACCAGUAGUACCACCACCAAUACAGAAGCCUCCAACGCCCACAUACAGUCCACCUGUAAUUCCACCACCUGUGCAGAAGCCUCCAACACCUAUUUAUAGUCCUCCACAAGUCGGUUAUGGUACUCCUCCUCCAUAUGCACAUCUUUCACAGCCUUAA
This is a messenger RNA of Eruca vesicaria subsp. sativa (arugula), 1995 nucleotides long. Lineage: Eukaryota; Viridiplantae; Streptophyta; Magnoliopsida; Brassicales; Brassicaceae. The record is from the annotation of a GenBank genome assembly.